AUGUUGACCCAGAUCGCCCUCCUCCUGGCCGCCUCCCAGGCCGCCACGGCGCAUUUCGGCCUGACGCAGCCUCAAUGGCGCGCCAACUCUCUCGCGGCCGAGAACGCGGCCAAGUACAGCCAGUGGACGUAUCCAUGCGCCGGCGUCCCGUACGGCGCGGGCAACACCACCGACUGGCCGCUUGACGGCGGCGCGCUCGAGCUGGAGCUGCACCACGCGUGGACGUACGUCUUCGUCAACCUCGGGCUCGGCGGCAACACGACCAACUUCAACGUGACGCUGACGCCGGACCUGUGGAACUCGACCGGCAAGGGCACCCUCUGCGUCGACCACCUCGUCGUGCCCGCCGGCAUCGCCGACGGCACCCACGCCACCGUCCAGGUCGUCACCUCGGGCGCCAGCGGCUCCGCCCUCUACAACUGCGCCGACAUCCGCUUCUCCAAGGACGCCAAGCGCCCCGACAACGGCACCUGCACGAGCAAGGGCGUCACCCUGACCGAGGUCAAGCCCCAGAGCGCCAACGCGACGACGAGCGCCGGCGCCACGCCCUCCGCGACCGCCACCGGCAAGUCGGCCGCGCGCCCGGCCGCGGCGGUCCACGGCGGCGUGCUGGCGACUGUGGUGGGUGCGGCCGCGCUCUUUGCGCUGGGCUCGAGCCUGUAA
This is a messenger RNA of Cordyceps militaris CM01, 663 nucleotides long. RefSeq lists its product as uncharacterized. The record is from RefSeq and is a predicted model, not a curated record. The transcript is spliced from 2 exons. Bases 1 to 663 code for a protein of 220 amino acids. NCBI's taxonomy places the organism in Eukaryota, Fungi, Ascomycota, Sordariomycetes, Hypocreales, Cordycipitaceae.